Molecule: messenger RNA, 8301 nt
Organism: Plasmodium adleri (nom. inval.)
Lineage: Eukaryota; Apicomplexa; Aconoidasida; Haemosporida; Plasmodiidae
Product: erythrocyte membrane protein 1, PfEMP1, putative
Exons: 2
Coding region: 1-8301 (2766 amino acids)
Cellular component (GO): membrane
Molecular function (GO): host cell surface receptor binding
Source: RefSeq, a predicted model, not a curated record
AUGGAGGGAACUCGUGGUGGUUCGUCACAAAAAAAAACUGUAUAUAAAAUUGCAGAACAGUUGCAAAAAUUAGCACACCAAGAAGCAGAAAAUAGAUUGGGUACUGGUGGUCUUGAUAAAUUGAAAGGUAACGCAAAAAAAGGUAAUUAUACCCAAGGUGGUGUUGGAAAUAAUCUGUCUAACGAUUUUUGUAACAUUAACAAAAGUUAUUCAAAUGAUAAACGUAUUAAUUCAAGCGGACCAUGUGAAGGUAAAGGUGAUCGGUUUAAAAUAGGAACAGACUGGAUAACUGGGAAUGAAGUAAAUGAAAACAAACCUGAAUUAUUUUUGCCUCCGAGAAGACAACAUUUUUGUACAUCAAAUUUAGAAAAUUUAGAUGUUGAUAGUAAGGGAGGUCCACUUCUAGGUGAUAAUGUUAGUAAUUCAUUAUUAGGUGAUGUUUUGCUUGCAGCAAACCACGAAGCAAAAAGGAUAAUAGAACUGUAUCAACGGUAUCAAUCUAGAAGUGACGAUCCAGAUAAAUGUCGUGCUGUACGUAACAGUUUUGCCGAUUUAGGAGAUAUAAUUAAAGGGACAGAUUUAUGGGUUGAUAACACUGGUGAAAAGGAAACACAGAAAAAGAUGGUAACAAUAUUUGGUAAAAUUAAAGAUAACCUUCCUAGUGGAAGCAACAAUUAUAACGACAAUACUAAUUAUUUAGAUUUACGUAAAGAUUGGUGGGCAGCAAAUCGAUCACAAGUCUGGGAUGCAAUGAAAUGUCACUUAGGAAAUUUAUUUGCAUUAUCUGAUAUAAAAAGAGAAAAUGGUGGUGUCAUUAAUGCAACAGCAUCAGCAUAUUGUGGAUACAAUAAUGAAACACCCCUUGAUGACUACAUCCCCCAAAGGUUACGAUGGUUAACGGAAUGGAGCGAAUGGUUUUGCAAGAAACAAAAAAUGGAUUAUGAAUCUCUGAGUGAUAGGUGUGGAAAAUGUAAGAGUAAUGAUCCCUCUAAUGGAGAAUGUAUGAAAGACAGUGGUGAUUGUAGGAAAUGCACAAAAAUGUGCAACGAAUAUAAAGAUUUUGUUAAAGAUUGGAAAAAACAGUGGGAGGAACAAUCAAAAAAAUACUCAGAAUAUAUGACUAAAGUAAAAAAUGGUGUUAAUAGUAGUAGUGGUAAUGGAAGUGAGAAACAACUUGAAAAGUUUUUCGAAAAACUUAAAAGUGAAGGAAAAGAUAAAUAUAGUACUGCUGCAGGGUAUAUAACUGAUAUAGGUAAUUUUGAUUGCAAGGAACAAAAAGAUUUUAGUGAUAGUAUGGCGGGUGGUAACACGUAUGCGUUUCGUCUUCAACCACACGAGUAUGAUCAAGCAUGUAAGUGUAAAGACAGAUCUCCAGGAAAUACACCGAAUCCAGUACUUGAAGGGGAAUUAUCAACAAAUCUAAACGAAUGCUCGUUGAGUACAGAUAAAUCUGCGAUUAAUGAAAAUAGUAGUAAUGUUCAAAGUAGAACUGAUCAUCAAAGCACAAACACACCAUGUGGUACUCAUUAUGUAAGUGGAGCAGGAGGAAGAAUAUCGAAAAGUGGAAAAGAAAAAAUUGGAAAUGGAAAAUGGGAAUGUAAUAAUCGUGACCCAAAUAAAAGCCCCUGUGUUCCUCCACGCGUUCAAGAAAUAUGUUUAGGAUAUUUAGAUAACGAUCAACUUGGUGACAAAAUUACAAACACCAGUAGAACUGAUGACAAGGAAAAAUUUAGUGAAGUUAAUAAUAAAUUUUUAAAAGAAGUUUUAAUAACAGCAAGGUUCGAAGGACAAGAACUAUGGGAUACCUUUGUCACAAGAUAUAGAGGCAAAAAUAUGCAAGAAAAUAAAGAAAAAGCUUGCGAUGCAAUCAGACGAAGUUUUCAUGAUUUAGGAGAUUUAAUUAAAGGAACAAAUAUAUGGACUGAUGGAAAUGCAAACACUGCUGAAAAGCAACUUUCCAAUAUUUUUGGAAAACUAAAAACAUUAUAUGAUGAAGCAUAUAUAAAUCCACCUAAUAAUAAAGAAAAGCACCUAAACUAUAGUGAUGAUGGUGAAUUUAGAAAAGGUUGGUGGGCAACGCACAAAAACAAAAUAUGGGAAGCAUUCAAUUGUAGCAGUAGGAACAACUGUGGUGCUGUACCAACUGAUGAUAUUCCACAAUUGUUACGAUGGUUAGAAGAAUGGUCGCAGGAGUUCUGUAAAGAAAGGAAAAAACAAUUGGAAGAUAUGAAAAUCAAUUGUGAAGAAUGCAAAAGUAAAAUGGCUAAUCAAAGCGAUGGAACUAUAUGCAAAGAAAAUAAAUGCUCAGAAUGUAUAAAUAAAUGUACCAAGUAUAAGGAGUGGAAAAAUACAUGGGGAGAACAUUGGAAAAAAUUAGAACUAUAUUUUAAGGAACAAAAGAAGGAAGAUGAUAGUGAACUUAAUAAAUAUUUGAAAGAUCAAGAUGCAAAUGACAAAGAUAUGAAGGAUCUUGUUAAAAAUGGUUUUGACAGUAAUAAUUGCACAUAUGACAAAACAUUGAAAAGUGGUAUGGCUGUUAUGGACACACCACAUGAAUACUCUAAUGAAUGCGAUUGCGAAGAAAAAUUAAGAUUACGAAAAAUUGCGGAUCAAAAUAAUUCUGCAGGUACCACAUCAGAAAAAUCAAAGAUAUGUGAUGAAGGUAAUGGUGGAACAUGGGACGAGUGGGAUUGUACAACACAAAGUAAUAUGUGCGUAAAAACAAAUGACAAAACUACCAUAGAUGAGAUUAUUGAUACUGUUAUUGCAAAUAAUAACAAUUUAUAUGAUGGUAUGAAUAAAGAAGAUAUUUUGUUUUAUUAUUGGUUUGAAAAAUGGUUAGAGGAUAUGGAACGAUAUAUAGAUAAAUAUAUGAAUUAUUUAAAAUUAUCAUGUGGCAAUGAUAAAUUAAGAAACACAAAUAAAGUUAAUUUUUUGGCAUGUUCGAACUGUAAAACUGAAUGUGACUGUUAUGACAAAUUAUAUAAUAGUUUAAAAUCUGAAUGGGAAAAACAAAAAAAAAAUUUCCAAAAUUAUAAGAACGCAUCAAACGAUGCAGGAAUAAGGGAACUUCCUCUUAAUUAUUAUUUGUAUGCACGAUGUGAAAAUAAAUUAGAAGAAAACAAAAAAUGUGGAGAAAUGGAAAAUUCCAAAAAUAUUAUCGAUACAAUGAUAGAUGAUAAAAAUAAGGAGAAAGAUAAAUUAUGCGAUAAAUGUAGAAAUAAAAAAGGAGAUUUAUCAAAAAGAGAUAAAAUUGCAGAUGUUUAUUGUGAUACUAUUGGAAAGUUUAAUGGAAGUUGUCCUAGAAAAAGAAAACGAGGAGAUAAGAAUUCCGAAUGGAGUUGUAAAAUUCCUGGUAGAUUUGACAUAUGUGUUCCUGAUAGAAGAAAUCAAUUAUGUAUAACAAAUCUACUAAAUGUAACUGGAAAAUACGAUGAUAAUAAUGAUUCAUUAAAAUCUAAUAUUUUGGAUUCUGCAAAAAUUGAAGCACAAAGAUUAUGGGAUAAACAUAUAAAUGAACAAGGAGUAUUAGAUGAGGAUGCGUUCAAAAAAGAUUUAAAACGAAGUUAUAACGAUUAUAGAAAUCUUGUAUUGGGGAAUGAUACGGAUGAUGCUGGUAAUUCACGUAAGGUACAAAGUAAAUUAAAUGAUUAUUUUACAAAGGGGGCUACAAAAGGUGAAAAUAAUAAAGAUGUUCGUAAAGAAUGGUGGGAAAAUCAUAAAUAUCAUGUAUGGGAAGCAAUGAAAUGUGGAAUUGAAAACAAGGAUAAAAAAAAGAAAGAUGAGUUCUUCUUAGAAGUUGAUGACGAUCAUCAGAUUGAACGAUGGAUCAAAGAAUGGGGAGAUGAUUUCUAUGAAGAACGCAAAAAACAAAUAAUAAAUUUUGGAACACAAUGUAAGAAUAUUAGUAAGAAUAAUUGUACAUCGCAUGGAUCGCCACGAACUGAUGUACCAUGUAAAGACAAAUGCGAUAAAUACAAAAAAUGGUUAGAUGAAAAAAAAGAACAAUGGAAGAUUUUGUCUGAAAAAUGGAAAAAAGUAAAUAACAAAGAAGAUUCAAAUAAUACUGAAAAUUCUAAUAGUAAUAUGUAUGACGAACCUAACGAUUAUUUAUUGUACGAUUGUGCCAAUAAAGGUUGUAAUUUUUCAGAUUUUUCUGAAUUAUUAAAUAUCAAAGGAACUAACAAUAACAGAAAUACAGAUAGUCUUGAGAAUAAAGAGUAUGGACAAUUUCAAAAUUAUUGUACAUGUAUCUAUGGAAUAGAUAUAACACCUAGUAGUGGUAGUAGUGGAGGUGGUGCAGGUAGUACGUCUACUACCACAACUAUUGAACCGUGUGACACUAAUAUUUCCACAUCGCAUUGUAACCAAAAAACAUUUAAGGAUCAUGAUUGGACUGAUAUGUACAUGGACGCAUACGGCAGAACACAAUAUUUGAAUGGUGUGCAAAUCCCUCCUAGACGUAAACAAUUAUGUUUAGCUACACUUAUGGCAAAACCAAGGAAUCAAGAUGAUUUAAUAAUAAAUUUAUAUCGAUUAGCAAAACGUGAAGCCCAGUUGUUGCGCGAAAAAUAUAACAAUAAUGGAGUUCCUAACAGUGGUAAUGAUAGUAAAACGUGUCGUGCAAUAAAACGAAGUUAUGGAGAUAUACGUGAUAUUAUUCUUAAAAACGAUUAUGUUGAUGGAUUUAGUAAAUAUUAUGUCGACAAAAACAUAACUGAAACCCUUAAAGACGAAAAUGAUGGGGUAGGGAACAGUGGUGGUACUGCACAUAGUGAGGAUGAAAUAAAAAAGGAACGUAAAACCUUUUGGGAAAUUAACAAAGAAAACAUAUGGAAAUCCAUGACACAAUGUGAUAACAACAAUAAUAUAUGUGGUACCUUCACACCUGAGGAUAAUGAUGAAUUUUUACGUUGGUUAGAAGAAUGGUACGAAAGUUUUUGUGAAGAAAAAAAGGAACAAUUAAAAAAAUUGUAUGAUGCAUGUAAUCAUAAGGACUGUAAUACACAUUGUGGUGGAAACACAUGCGACAAAUGUUUGAAACAAUGCCCUAAAUAUGAAGAAUGGUUAUACAAAAAAAAAGAUCAGUGGAAAGGAUUAUCAAAAAAAUAUAAAGAGCUAACAAAGCAAAACAGUAAUAAUGGUAAUAAUACAUUAUUUCAAACUGCUACAAAGGACAAAAGUAGUGCACAAGUAUAUUUAAAUAUUUUAUGCAAUAAGGAAUGUUCGUGCGGACAUAAGGACCAAAAUGCUCCUUCAAAUAAUGCCUUAAAAAUAGAAGAUGUCAUUAACAGAAACGAUGAAGAAUAUAAAAAUAAUUAUCGAACAAAAUGUUUAGGAUGUGAAUUAAAAACAAUUAGUAAUAUACUUACAAAAGCUAAAAACAAAAUGAUUAAACCUAAUAAUCCACAAGAUAACCAAGGUGAAAAAGGCCAAAAAUUAAAGCCAGCACCUAGUUCAGGUACGGAAGAUAUAUGCGACAAGGUGAAGGAAUGUAUUGAGAAUAAUGAAACAAAAAAAAAAGGAGAAAGAAAUUGCAAUCCAAAAUAUCAUCCAAACGAAAAAUCUUAUCCUGGAUGGACAUGUAAUAGAACUAAAUUUCAAGACCAACAUGAAGGACCCUGUAUGCCCCCAAGAAGACAAAAACUAUGCAUACAUUAUUUACAACAUGAGAUUAAGGGAAACACUGCAAACGAAGAUAAAUUAAAAGACCCAUUUAUAAAGUGUGCAGCACUGGAAACACAUUUAUCAUGGGAAAAAUACAAAACUGAUAACAAAGAUUCAGAGAAACAAUUACAAAGUGGCACUAUCCCUGAAGAAUUUAAAAGAAUCAUGAUCUAUAUUUUUGGAGAUUAUAGAGAUUUGUGUCUAGGAAAAGAUAUAGGUAAACGUGAGGGUGGUGUGAAGGAUGUAAAAGACAAUAUAGAUGAUGUUUUCAAAAAUAGCCAACAUGGUGGCACCCAAACUGAUGCGCAAAAACGUGAAGAAUGGUGGGAUCAAAAUGGUCCAAAUAUAUGGGAAGGGAUGUUAUGUGCGUUAUCUCAAGCAGGGGGCAACCAAAGUAUAAAAACCAAACCCGAGUACCAAUACGACAACGUGAAAUUCAGUGACAAUACCACUACUAAUUUGUGCGACUUUUCCACUAUUCCGCAAUUUUUGCGGUGGAUGGUCGAGUGGGGGGAGGACUUUUGUAGACAUUAUACCAAGGAGUAUGGGGAUUUGCAAACGAAGUGUAAGGACUGUGUAGGUAAUGGAGAAUGUGACAAAUGUACUCAGUGCAAACAACACUGUCCAAAAUAUGAAAGAUUUAUUAAUGAAUGGAAAAAACAUUAUGAAAGCCAAAACAAGAAAUUUAAGGAAGAAAAAGAUAAAGCGAAUUUAUAUGACAAGGAUCCAGAAGCGAAAGGAUCAUCUGAUGCUAGAGAUUAUUUGAAAAAAAAAUUAAAUAAAAUGGGUCCAAAGAGUAGAAAAUGUGACUAUAACUGUAUGGAUAAACACUCGUCCACACAAAAUUCAUCUAGUGGUGACCCGUUACCUUCGACGAUGGAGUAUCCGCCAACAAAUUAUGAGAAUAAAUGUAAUUGUGUGACACCACAAGUGAAACCGGGGACAAAAGUGGGACCAGCAACACGUGGUGGUCAAACACCGGGACAGGGAUCACCAGGCGGUCAAAAAAACCCUCCUGGUGUACAGCCGCAAGCGCCACCACAACGAUCGGGACGGGGGAAAAAACAAACAGAACCUGAUUGUAUUAACGGACUUGAUAAUAAGGAUAAGGGCCUUUGUCGUGGAGCAGGAAUUAAUACUUAUAAUCCAGGACACGGAACAGCAAUAACUACAAUUUCUACAACCACUGUUAACACUGAUACAGACGCUGUUCCUUCACCCCCACAAGGAGGAGGUACUGUUAGUACUGGUCCAGAUAAUAGUGGAGAUCCUAAUACUCCUAGUAAUGGAGGUAAUACUGCAGGUAGUUCUCCAAAAGGUAAAAGUGGAACCGACCCAAAUUGGUGGGAUAGUAUAACUAACAAUGUUGCUUCGUAUUCACUUUUUGGAGGAAUUUUAGGUACAAGCUUUAGUUUAGAACUCGGGAAAACAGUUAACGAAAAAUUAAUGCCUCAUAUUAUAGAUAAAAGUAAAGAAUUCACACAAAAAAUUGGAGAAACAAUAAAAGCGAUUGAUAUAAGUUCUGUUGUGAAAACCUCUAUUGAAAUUGUACAGAAUAUUAAAAAAACAGUAAAAGAUCAAAUAAUACAACCAAUAUUUUUACCUCAAUCCCCACCUAAAAGUAUAGAUACUACUCAUGUUAAUACAGCUGGUAAAUCACAAGGCCAACCUCAACCUCCAGCACCUGCAGGACCAAAACCUCAAACCCCAGCAAUACCCCCAGAAGAACUAUUUAAUAUUGACAUAUUAUCAUCUUCUAUCCCCGUUGGAAUAAGUUUUGCAUUAGGUUCAAUCGCUCUAUUAUUUUACAUGAAGAAAAAACCUAUACUUCCACCUACCGAUAUAUUUCAUGUGCUUGAUAUACCCCAAAACGAUUAUGGAAUACCUGAUGAAACAUCCACCAAUAGAUAUGUACCAUAUGGUAAAUAUAAAGGCAAAACAUAUAUAUAUGUCGAAGGAGAUGAAUCGGACCAUUAUAGUUAUCUUCGUGAUAUAUCAUCUUCUGACCUAACUUCAUCAGAAAGUGAAUAUGACGAACUGGAUAUAAAUGAUAUAUAUACAUAUAAAUCUCCAAAAUAUAAAACAUUGAUCGAAGUGGUACUAAAACCAAGCAAAAAAACAUAUGAUGUACAGGAUGAUACCUCUAGGUAUCAAAAGGAUGAUAGUUAUAAACUUACAGAUAAUGAAUGGAACCAAAAAAAACAGGAUUUUAUUGCACAAUAUUUACAACAUAUAGGACCUGAGGUACCAUUAAAUGAUGAUUUACCAAAUGAUAAUAUACCUAAGGAUAUUCAUCCUAAUAUUUUAGACGUUAAUAUUGAAGAAAAGCCUUUUAUUACUCAAAUCCAAGAUAGAGUUUUACAUGAUGAUCACGAGGUUACUUAUAAUAUUAAUUGGAAUAUACCAAAGCAAAAGGAAGUAACUAGUAAUUUUACGGAUAAUCCAAAAUAUGUUUCAAAUAAUAUAUAUACUGGAAUUGAUUUAAUUAAUGAUUCGUUAAAUCGUAAUCAUAAUGUUGAUAUUUAUGAUGAAUUGCUCAAAAGAAAAGAAAAUGAAUUAUACAAAACAAAUAAUGUAAAAAGUACAAGUACGUUAUAUGAUUUUGGAAAUAUGAGUAAUAACUAUGCACAUUAA